GGUAAAGUAUGGGUUUGAUGGCUCUGGAUAAUUAAAUGUAGACUUCUCAUGCAGCGUAUUCAAGAGGUAUUGUUUGGAAUCAGAGAGUCGAAAUAUAAGAAGAAAUCAAGUCAUCAAAUUUUGAAGAAUAAUAGCACGAGUGAGGCUCCAGACACUUUUAACGCUCUGGAAUUUCUAAAUGAGUUGGAAGAAUAUAAAAUGAGUGAAGUUGGACCUGCUAAUAGCUUAGUAAGUCAUGCAGAUAGAAACUUAAAGACAGAUAGUGUUAAUAAAAGUAGUAAAGGAAUUUUACAAGAUCCUGAAAUCACUUCUCAGCAUGUCCCGAACCAACUAAGUUAUAAAUUCAUCUUCGAUGCAAAUUCUAGAGUAUACGGAGGAAGAUUUACACAAAAUGGCAAGCUUUAUUAUUGCUCAAGUCAAGAUAUCAUUGGAAUUUAUGAUGCUUACGAUCCCUAUGACAUGAAGAAAAUCAAGACAGUAAAAGCCUUAGAUGUAAACUGGACUAUUACAAGCAUGGACACUACAGAAGAUGAGGAAAGACUAGUCUACUCCUCAGCUACACCUUAUCUACACAUCUUAGAUCUCCAAACUCUUUGCAAAUUUCAUGCUAAAAUCGAUUUGUCGGAUAGCCAAGAAGAAGCUGAGAUGAGCUAUCUCAAUUAUGCUGGCGUCUUCAAUUGUAAAUUUUCUGGUGAUGGCAGCGAGAUUGUUUGCGUCACAAACACUGCUAAAAUAAUAGUGUAUGACCUUAAUAAAGAAGAAAAGGUGUGAAAUAUUCCAAAUACCCAUCUUGAUGAUAUAAACACCGUUUGCUUCGCUAAUAGGAACAACUCUAACAUUCUCUUCACGGGUUCUGAUGACUAUAUCAUCAAGGCAUGGGACAGAAGGAUAAUUGAGUCUAACAAACCUAUCGGUUGCUUUAUUGGUCACAGAGAAGGUGUCACCUCAAUUGAUUCUCGAGGAGAUGAGCGUUACGUUGCAUCAAAUGGCAAAGACCAACAAUUAAAACUUUGGGAUAUUAGGAAAAUGAACGAUAUCAGUGAUCUCAAGAAAGCUACAGGCCUUGGUGCCAUGGAAAACUUUGAUUAUAGAUGGAUGGAUUAUACAUAUAAGCCUUUAGAUAGACACAAGCUGGAUAACUCGGUGAUGACAUUUAGAGGGCAUACUAUUCUUCAAACUUUAAUCAGGUGCUAUUUUUCUCCACAAGAAAAUACAGGUCAGAGAUAUAUCUAUUCUGGUUCUGCUGAUGGUUGAGUGUAUAUAUUUGAUAUCAUGACUGGUGAAAACAAGACAUAUAUUUCAAAUGAAACAGCCAAUUGUAUUAGAGAUGUAUCAUGGCAUCCUAAAGUUCCUGUAAUAGCAGCCACUUCAUUCUCAGGAGAUAUCUCGGUAUUCACUGAGGAUGACUCAAAACCUCUUCCUAAAAGAAAUUGAAGAAGAAAAUGAAGAGAAAUUUCAGGUUACUAUGGAACAAGUAGAGAAUUCAGUUCUGAAGAAGAGGAGUUUGAUGAACAAAAUGAAGUUUUAUCUGAAUUAUAUUCAGAAUCUUUAUAUUCAUAACUAAACUAAAGUUUCCAUAACGUCAC
This is a messenger RNA of Moneuplotes crassus, 1586 nucleotides long. NCBI's taxonomy places the organism in Eukaryota, Ciliophora, Spirotrichea, Euplotida, Euplotidae. The record is from the annotation of a GenBank genome assembly.